Mercurialis annua (annual mercury) is the source of this 791-nucleotide messenger RNA. RefSeq lists its product as uncharacterized. The record is from RefSeq and is a predicted model, not a curated record. Lineage: Eukaryota; Viridiplantae; Streptophyta; Magnoliopsida; Malpighiales; Euphorbiaceae. Bases 3 to 791 code for a protein of 262 amino acids. The transcript is spliced from 3 exons.
AAAUGUAUAUUCGAACGUCCGGUUACGGUGUGCAUGAAGAUAUACGAUUAUGUGAAGUGUAUAUGGAGAUUUCUCAAGAUUCUAUUAGAGGUGUGCAACAAAGUUCAACUUCAUUUUGGAAUCGAGUUGAGGAAGCGUAUAAUAAAGAUAAAAAUGAAAAUUGGGAGGAACGCAACGUUAGAUCGGUGGGUGCUCGUGUUCGUACUAUAGAAAAGGCAAUCCGAAAAUUAAAUGGGUGCAUGAGACAAAUCGAAGCAAUGAAUCCUAGUGGAGUAUCGAAUGAAGAUAUUUUAGCCCAAGCAAAAAUAUUACUUAUGCAAGAUCCAAGCUAUAGUAAGGGUUUCAAAUUCGACCAUGUUUGGAAUAUCAUGAAAGAUUUUGAAAAAUUUAAUAAUAUUAGUAAGAAAGGUAAUUCAUCGGCUGAAAGACCUAUGGGGGUUAAGAAAUCGAAAUUGAAAAGAAAAAAUGACGAAGAAGUUACGAAAAUCCUCAACUCCAUCAAAGAAGAUAAUAAACAACUAAGGGAGAUGCUGAAGAAAAGUCAGUCAGACAGAGGUAUAUACAUGGAAAGUAAUUCCAAAAAUAUGGCACUCAGAGAAUUUAGUGAAGAAAAUAAAAUUUUGAUGAUGGACUUGAAUUCAAUUGUUGAUCCAAAUAUGCGUGCAUAUUGGGAAGCCGAACACAGGCGAAUAUUUCAAAAAAGAGCUCAACAAUCAUCCUCUACUUCAAAUACUUUUGGUGACUAUUUUACUAAUAUUGGUGGAUCUGAUACCAAUCUACCAGAUUAUUGA